UGUCACUGUUCCGGUCAGGUCCUUUGAUUGGCUGCUGGUCCUGGCCAAUCACAGGACCCAGUGGGUAAUGUGAAAUGACAGCAGGGGAUUUUGGAGUCUGCGGCGCCGGUAUAUGUUAUAAGGAGCCCAGGCUGACAUUACAGUGCAGCCGUCCGGGCUCCUCAUACGGCCUCCGCGCUACCCUCACUUAAUAAUGAUGGGGACACUGAUAUCCCCCCCUUGUCUCCCGCCUGUGCCGCUCAGCUCCCGCUGCUACAAGACUACAACUCCCAGCGUGUCCUCACUGUAAGGGUAUGCUGGGACUUGUAGUCUUGCCACAGUUAGCAGACAGAUGGGAGUUGUGUGGCGUUGGAAGGGGAGAGGGGGGGGGAUGUAAAUCACUGCAGUGUCCCUGUAGUGAAGUGAGGGUAGCGGGGGAGAAAGUAUGUCGGAGCCCGGGCGGCAGUAGCUUUUCCUGCUCCAUGUUGGAGCUGGAGUAAAUUUAGUCAUUUUUUACGGCCGUUGCGACAUUUUAUUGCGCAGCUGCGACUGUCGCAGUUAAUAAAUACCUGACUAAACCAAAUAAAGUUUUCAAAUCCGCGUACCGUAGUCAAAAAAAUGAAACUUGCUCUUUUUGCUCGUAUAGAUGAUUGUCGCACGAAAAGUCAUGGUGUUGCAGUAGCGACUUUUUUGCGACAAAUUUUCACUGAAAAACUCGGGUAAAAGGGUUGAUAAAUGCCCCUCUUAGAGAGGAGGAAAGAGGAGAGGAGAGAGAGGGGAGUACAGAAGGAAAGGAGGCCAAGAAGGUCAAGAUGGAGAACAUUGGACUCACCGCUGGGAGGAGAAUGAAGACCUGGCCCUUAUCCUUCAUGGGAAGGAACAAUGUAUGUGACCUCCCAGGACCGAGUAACAUUAACCUAAUGGACAAGACAUCAGGGUCUUGUGACAAGGAAAAAAAGUAUAGAGAGGCGGCAGAAGAAGAGGGGGCUAAGACAAAGAGGACACUAGAGGAGAACUCCCCUUCACGGAAAAAAGCAAAAACAUCUGCUGCCGAAACGUCUGCUGCCCAGGAGGAGGUCAGGACAGUCACCAUUCCUUUGGGCCUAGAUUGCUUUACUUUCCAUCAGAAACUGGGAGAAGGCAACUUUGGGCAAGUGAUAUUGGCUAAAGACAUUAUCCGCCAGGAACUUGUGGCCAUUAAAAAAGCUGACAAACAAUAUUUUGUGAAAUGGAAGGAGAAUUUCAUAGAGCGGGAUAUACUCAGCAUGUCACAUGAGUGUCGCUUUUUAAUCCACGGACUGGCAGCUUUUGAAAGUCUUAACCAUUUAUAUUAUGUCAUGGAACUGGCCGGUGGUGGGGACCUUUCUGACUUUAUUAUCAAGCAAUUUCCAUUGGAUUUAGAUGUAGUAAAGUUCAUAGGAGCAGAACUCGUAUGUGGGAUACAAUUCCUUCAUGGAAAGAAAAUAAUCCACAGGGAUCUUAAGCCUGAUAAUAUUAUCUUAACAUCAGACGGACAUGUGAAGAUCUUGGAUUUUGGACUUUCUAUAAGAGAUGCCUCAGGAACAGCUAGUGAUAUCUGUGGUAGUCCAGGCUAUACUGCACCAGAAGUCACCAAUUCAAAGAGAUAUGGACCAGAGGUGGACUGGUUCUCAUUUGGCGCUGUCCUCUACAUCAUGUUCACCAAAAGACUCCCUUCAGAAUCAUUUCCAACAUCUCUGGGGCCUGAAACCAUUGAGGUCAUCAAAUGUCUGCUCUGUAAGGUCCCGAGUGAACGUCUGGGAGUGACGGGGAGGAUACAAGAACAUGCCUUCUUUGCCAACACCAGCUGGAAAGACAUAGAAGCCGGACAAGUGACGCCCCCUAAGAUAAUGGUGACUAAAUCUAUGGAUCCGCAGAUCAGUAACACCAUUCCUGCACCCGGUACGGAUGACCAAACCAUCAAAAUUAAGGCUCGUCAUCAAAGCCUUUUUACUGACUUUAGCUUUGUGAGUCCGAAGUGGUCAGAAAACUACCACGUCAAUCCCAUCACCCCCGUGUAUACAGACACCUGGCUGAGAAGGAUCUUCAUGUCCAAGUUCACAGUGAGCUGAAGACUGUGUCUCUAAGAUAUGGACACUCCAAGGAUCUACAGAUUAUCUGUUUUAUUUGUUUCAUUAUUAUAAUAAAUUCUUAAUGUUAAAACCUGACAAAUUGUAACUUUAUGA
Messenger RNA from Hyla sarda, 2183 nucleotides. RefSeq names its product protein kinase C delta type-like. NCBI's taxonomy places the organism in Eukaryota, Metazoa, Chordata, Amphibia, Anura, Hylidae. The transcript has 2 exons. Gene Ontology annotation, biological process: protein phosphorylation. Bases 792 to 2069 code for a protein of 425 amino acids. Gene Ontology annotation, molecular function: ATP binding; protein kinase activity. The record is from RefSeq and is a predicted model, not a curated record.